Molecule: messenger RNA, 1878 nt
Organism: Striga asiatica
Lineage: Eukaryota; Viridiplantae; Streptophyta; Magnoliopsida; Lamiales; Orobanchaceae
Source: the annotation of a GenBank genome assembly
CAUUAGGUUUCAUUUCAUACAUUAUCGCAAGGGGUCUCCUCCACUAUAAAAGCCUCACGUUUCACUUCACCAUUAGUCGUGGCCUCGCGUUUUGAUUCCUCCCGUCGUGGAAAGAAGAGCUGCGGAUCUCAGAGUGAGCUAAAUUUGGGUGGUGCUUAGGUUUCCGCCCAAUCGCUCCUCUUCCCCGACGUGAAUAUUCCCUUGCCAUGGCUUUCUCCUCAGACCGCCAGUCGCUCAUUCCCAGCUUCAUUUACUCUACCUCCUUCACUUCCAAAACCCUAGCCCUGGACAGAGCUGCUAAAAACCCCAGCACUGCCCUCGAGCCGUCACUCUCGGCGCUGGCCCCCAACAAGAGUUUCAUGAUUCCCGCUCCCAGCGAACCGGGCAAGAUUGAGAUGUACUCUCCGCAGUUCUACGCAGCUUGUACGGUUGGUGGAAUACUGAGCUGCGGUCUUACUCAUAUGGCUGUCACUCCUCUUGAUCUCGUCAAAUGUAAUAUGCAGAUUGACCCUGCAAAGUACAAGAGCAUCUCGUCAGGUUUUGGAGUAUUAUUAAAGGAGCAGGGAGUAAGAGGUUUCUUCAGGGGAUGGGUGCCUACCCUGCUUGGGUACAGUGCUCAGGGUGCCUGCAAGUUUGGAUUCUAUGAAUUCUUUAAGAAGUACUACUCAGACCUUGCUGGACCAGAAUAUGCAUCUAAGUACAAGACUUUGAUUUAUCUUGCUGGUUCUGCAUCAGCGGAGGUGAUUGCUGAUAUUGCCCUUUGUCCCCUUGAAGCUGUGAAGGUUAGAGUCCAGACUCAGCCUGGCUUUGCUAGAGGGUUGUCCGAUGGGCUUCCCAAGUUUGUUAGAUCUGAAGGUGCUCUUGGGUUGUACAAGGGCUUGGUUCCACUUUGGGGGCGUCAGAUUCCAUAUACUAUGAUGAAGUUUGCUUCUUUUGAGACCAUUGUGGAGCUCAUCUACAAGCAUGCAAUCCCCACACCCAAAAACGACUGCAGCAAGAGUCUGCAGCUUGGUGUGAGUUUUGCCGGUGGCUAUAUUGCCGGUGUUCUAUGUGCUGUUGUGUCACACCCCGCUGAUAACCUCGUAUCUUUCCUCAACAAUGCCAAGGGUGCUACUGUUGGUGAUGCCGUAAAGAAGCUUGGAUUGUGGGGUUUGUUUACCCGAGGACUUCCUCUUCGUAUUGUCAUGAUUGGAACCCUCACUGGGGCUCAGUGGGGUAUCUAUGACGCUUUCAAAGUUUUUGUUGGGCUGCCGACAACUGGUGGUGCUGCGGCUCCUGCACCAGCUGCCACAGAACUUGCAAAGGCAUAAGAAUUGGUAGAAAUAUUGGUGAAGUACAGAUUAUGAGAAGAGGCAAUAAAAUUAAAAUUCUUGAGUGUGGCUGGCACCUAGCAGAUGGAGAAUACGAAAACAUUUCUAUGGUUUUUUUAUACUCUGCUAAUUUGGUAUUAUGGAGUACCAAUCUUCCACCAAUUGCGUGUUAUUUUGUUGAACUAGUUAUAAUGUUUUGAAGGAUUGUGAAAGAUCUCCAGAGCAUGAAAAUAAUAGGCAGUUGCUGAACAUUAGCACUGAUGGGUUAUUCUUUUCCAGAGAUGUUGGUGGGCGAGGAUUAAUUUCUCUCAAGCAUUGUGGGUGUAGGAGUUUUGCUUAUUUCCUUUUCCUUGAGCGUGCAUCUUAUAUUACAUUCAAUGAUGUAUCAGGCCUUUUGGUGGUUUGUUUUAUUUUUUUGUUAGAUUUUGUUAAUUUUUAUUGCAAUGCGCUCAUAAUCCAUUUCUUGUAGUGGUGCAUUUGGUCCGGCUACUAUCGACUACCAAAUGGCAAUACGGACAGCAUGGAAAACUCCAUAAAUUCAUAACAUAGAAUCAAUUUUCAUACGAAA